This is a messenger RNA of Achroia grisella, 1062 nucleotides long. RefSeq names its product mortality factor 4-like protein 1 (gene MRG15). The record is from RefSeq and is a predicted model, not a curated record. The coding region runs from base 1 to 999 and encodes 332 amino acids. The transcript has 6 exons. Gene Ontology annotation, biological process: regulation of DNA-templated transcription; chromatin organization. Gene Ontology annotation, cellular component: NuA4 histone acetyltransferase complex; nucleus. Lineage: Eukaryota; Metazoa; Arthropoda; Insecta; Lepidoptera; Pyralidae.
AUGCCGCCGAAAUUAAAGUUUGCUGAAGGUGAAAAAGUUCUAUGCUUCCAUGGGCCGUUGAUUUAUGAGGCAAAAUGUCUCAAAAGUUCUGUAACUAAGGAUGACCACGUUAGAUACCUGAUACAUUACGCAGGAUGGAAUAAGAAUUGGGAUGAGUGGGUGCCUGAGAGUCGAGUUCUAAAGUACAAUGAAGCUAAUGUGCAGCGACAGAAGAAAGUGCAAAGGGCACACUCUGCACAGCCUGUUAAAACCAAGAAAACACCUGCUAAAGGGAGAAAGUCAGAGGCAAGCUCAACACCAGCCCGAGAAGAGUCCAGGGCCUCCACACCUGCUGGUAAAGAAGCAGAUAGUACGCCUGCACCGGCAAAAACUGCAAAGACUCAGAGCAAAGACACGCCAGCUGAUUCGGGAUCCGAUCAACCUAAGAAAAAACGCGGUCGGCUAGAUUUGUCAAUAGAGUCGGAAGAACAAUACCUAGCAAAGGUAGAAGUUAAAAUUAAAAUCCCAGAGGAAUUGAAAGUAUGGUUGGUGGACGACUGGGAUGUGAUAACGAGACAACAGAAACUCGCCAUGCUACCAGCUAAAUUGACGGUGGAACAAAUUGUAGAUAAUUAUUUAGCAUUCAAAAAAUCAAGCAAGUCACAUAAUCAAGCAAAGGAGUCGGUCCUAGUGGACAUUACAGAGGGCAUAAAAGAGUAUUUCAAUGCCACAUUAGGGUCACAACUGCUGUAUAAGUUUGAGAGACCACAGUAUAGCGAAAUUUUGCAAGACUACCCAGAUAAGCCAAUGUCUCAAAUAUAUGGUUCAAUACAUUUAUUAAGAUUGUUUGCCAAAAUGGGCCCAAUGUUAGCAUACACAGCACUCGAUGAGAGAUCACUACAGCAUGUGUUAUCACACAUACAAGAUUUUCUUAAAUAUAUGGUGACUAAUAGAUCCACCUUAUUCAACCUGCAAGAUUAUGGGAAUGCUACCCCUGAAUAUCAUAGAAAAGUACAAUAGAAUAAGGUUUUAGGUUUAGGUUUAAUUAAUUGACUAAUUAUUGAAUAAACAUGACUAUUACUA